AUGCUUAUCGAAAUUAAACGAGACAAACCCGAGGCGGUGGCGGCGGACGUGUUGGCAGUGCCACUCUGGCAGGGUGCAACAGUGGGGACGAGGGGUGCGACGGCUCAGCUUGACGCGCGUCUUGAGGGGCUGAUCGGCGACUAUAUCGAGAGCGGCGAUUUCAAGGGCACGCUGAACAGCACGGCGCUGCUUCGCACACGCGGCAUGAUAGCGGCACCGCGCGUCCUGCUGAUAGGUCUGGGUGAGAAGUCGCAGCCGCGCGAGUUGGAGCAUCUGCGUCAGGCAAGCGCCAGCGCCGCAACCACGACCCGCAAGCUAGGCGCCGCCAGCCUCGCGGUAUUGCCACCCGCCAUAUCUGCCACUGCCUCCGAGCUUGCACAGGCCGUUACGGAAGGCGCCCUCCUGGGUCUAUAUACAUUAAAGAAAUACAAAACAGUGGAUGACGAGGCCAGCCAGAACGCCCUGGAGCAACUGAUCCUCCUGGCCACCAGCGCAUCGGCCCAAAAGGAAUUACAACGCGGCGCCGAGCGGGGCCAGGUGAUUGCCGAGGCCGUCUCCCUGGCCCGCGACCUGGGCAACAGCCCGGGCAACGACAUCAAUCCUUCCUACUUGGCGACUACCGCCCAGACCCUGGCGGAAACUACGUCGCUGGGCUGCCGGCUCCUGGACCCGUCGGAAAUGGAAGAACUGAACAUGGGCUGCCUGCUGGGGGUCGCACAGGGCAGUGCGCAACCGCCGGCCUUUAUCAUCCUGGAACACACGCCCCGGGGUGCCAACGGCACACCGAUCGUGCUGGUUGGCAAGGGGCUGACCUUCGACAGCGGCGGCAUUUCGAUCAAGCCGGCGGGCGGCAUGGAAGACAUGAAGAUGGACAUGUCGGGCGGUGCCGCGGUGCUCGGAACCAUGCAGGCGCUGGCACGCCUAAAUUAUCCCCGCCGUGUGGUGGGUCUGGUCCCCGCUUCGGAAAAUCUGCCGAGCGGCACAGCCGUUAAACCCGGCGACAUUCUGCGCGCCAUGUCGGGCAAAACCGUCGAGGUGAUCAACACCGACGCCGAGGGCCGUUUGAUUCUCGCCGAUGCCUUGGCGUAUGCCGUGGAAAAAUACAAGCCCGCCUGCAUCAUUGAUCUGGCCACCUUGACCGGUGCCGUGGUGGUCGCCCUGGGCAGCCAAGCCACCGGCAUGAUGGGUACCGACGACGACAUGAUGACGCGGCUGCGCGAAGCGGGUGAGCGCUGCGCGGAACGGGUCUGGCAACUGCCCCUGUUCGACGAAUACAGCAAACAGAUCAAAAGCGACUUCGCGGACAUCAAGAACACCGGCAGCGGACGCGAGGCCGGCUCAAUCAUCGGCGGCGCCUUCCUCAAGGAGUUCGUCGGCGACACCCCCUGGGUGCAUCUCGACAUCGCCGGCAUGGCCUGGACGCGCGAGGGCAAGCCGUACGUGCCCAAAGGAUCAACCGGCUGGGGCAUCCGCCUGCUGCUGGAAACCCUGGAGAGCAUGCCGGCACCGGAUGCCAAGGCCAGGGCUAAGUCGAGAGCCAAAGCCAAGGCAAGCUGA
This is a messenger RNA of Geodia barretti, 1557 nucleotides long. NCBI's taxonomy places the organism in Eukaryota, Metazoa, Porifera, Demospongiae, Tetractinellida, Geodiidae. The record is from the annotation of a GenBank genome assembly.